This is a messenger RNA of Mya arenaria, 4137 nucleotides long. Its product is annotated as fibroleukin-like. The record is from RefSeq and is a predicted model, not a curated record. The transcript has 6 exons. NCBI's taxonomy places the organism in Eukaryota, Metazoa, Mollusca, Bivalvia, Myida, Myidae. Bases 2 to 1675 code for a protein of 557 amino acids.
UAUGGGUCUGUGUAAGGCAAACUUGCUUUUUGUGAUACUAACAAGUUACACUGUGCUGUUUAACCGAUGCGCAAAUACCAAUGAGUUGUUGAUGCAAACAUUUUCAAAAGUAUUAUCGCUUGAUAACGAACUUGGUAAACUAGAUACCGAAUUCAAGAAGUCCCUUACGUCGCUUGAUGAAAGAAUGGACAAUCUGGAGAUUAAACUCGAGAACUCGCUGACGGACUUGCAGACGCAGUUAGCGGAAGGGCUGGAACGUAUUGCAGAGACACAGAAAAACUGCGAACCCAAACAAGGUGGAAUUACAAAUAAUAUUCCGUCGACAAUUCCAAACACCGUGACGCAAAUGGUAAAGACCCAAUUCAUUGCAAUUAGUACUUCCAUGAAGCGAGAAAAAGUGGCUUUAAGGAAUUUGAAAACCGAAAUGAAUAAACAUAUGAAGGCAAUAGAUAGCGAGUUUCAAAAUACACAAAAAGCGCUUGAAUACCGAUUUCUAAAUCAGAGUAUAAACAUUGAAGACCAGAUUCGGGCACAGAAAAGAAACGUGAGUGAUGUUAUUAAAGAUGUUAUUAUAGAAACAAACGCACAUGCAAAUCAACUGAAGAUUGAUGUUGUCAAUGCACUCAGUGGUUUGGAUGAACGUUUUUCAAAUCAAACCAAAGAACUGAAUGGUAGGUUUGAAAACCAGUCAGAGGCUAUAGGCGAAUUCCAGACAAAUCAGGAAAACAGAAUAUCAUCCCUUAACUCGAGAAUGAGCUCAACUGAGGGAAGUUUGCAAAGUUACAAGUCGUCUUGUGAUUCAAUUUGGUCGGAAGUCAGCAAUCUAGAGACCCGAGUAUCCUCAAUCGAAAAAUUGCUUUCAGUGGAUGGCCAAUGGGGAAACUGGAUGGGAUGGACGAAGUGUGACACCCGGUGUAAGACAGGACAAGGGUAUCGUUCAAGGGAGUGUAACAACCCUGUCCCACUAUACGGAGGUGCCAGUUGUUCCGGCGAGGAACUAGAAAUCCGAGCUUUUGCUGACUGUUCGGAAAUAAGGCAGAACCUUGGAAGUGUGUCCUCUGGCGUCUAUCUUAUCACCACAUGGAAAACAAACCAACAUACGAAAGUGUUCUGUGAUAUGGACACUGAUCAAGGUGGAUGGACCGUGUUUCAACAUCGUGUGGACGGAAGUGUGGAUUUCUAUCGCGACUUCUCCUCAUACGAGGAUGGGUUUGGAUCUCUGCAGGGAGAAUUCUGGUUGGGUCUCAAAUUGAUGCAUGAGAUGACAUCCCGGACAGCACAUGAUUUAAGAAUUGACAUCACACGCGCCAAUGACAGCACCGCCUAUGUCGUAUACGCUGACUUCAGUGUGGGAGCCGGGUCUAAUUAUACCUUACAUGUAGGAAAUGCACUGUCAGAAAGGGGACUUGCAGUGCUUCCGGAUGGGCUUCAGUUUAAUACCUAUGCAAACGGUUCUGCCUUUACCACAUUCGACGAUGACAAUGAUGACAGUUGGUGGGGUUAUUGUGCCGUGCGCUAUCAUGGAGCAUGGUGGUACAGAUUCUGCACCUAUAGGGCGAACCUGAAUGGCUUGUACUACACACCCGGAACUUUUGUCAGCAACAAAACCGCUAUGAUAUUUGAUAGUAGAGAAUCUUUAAAAACUAGCAGAAUGAUGUUCAGACCUUCUGUGUAGUCAUCGUUUGACCAACAAGUGCUUUUGUAUUUCUAGCUAAGUAUUAGUUUACAUUCAAUUAAGAAUUGGUUCUACACAAACGAUUAAGGGACAAAUAUUUCAUCAAAUUUAACAAGUUUAUCAGGUUAUAUUUGUUUGUUCUUAAUAGUUCUAAAACUGCACUUGCACAGAUAAAACUUUUUUUUCAAGUUGUUUUGCACAGAUACACCAUUUUUUACAACUUGUUUUGCACAGAUACACCAUUUUUACAACUUGUUUUGCAAAGAUACACCAUUUUUACAACUUGUUUUUUAUUGUUUGUCUUGGAAAGAGCAAAUAUUUGCUUAAAUACCUGCAAACCAAUGAUAGGAGAUUGCUAACAAAAGAUAAGAUCGUAGAUUUUUAUAUUAUCGUUCGAAAAUCAAUGUUUUGAGGCUUUAACCGUUACUUACGGUUUAAGAAAAUGCACAAAACAAAACUAUUGAACUUAAAUAUCAAAAUCUGCUAUCUAAUUUUUGUCACCAGUUUUAUAUACAUGGUUUUCAAGGAUUUUCGCAAAAGAUGGCACGAUCCCAGACUAAAACAAGUGGUCGAAACGUUCAAUCUGUGAGAGUGCAGUUUUGUACAAUGACAGGUGUGACUUCAUAUUGCCACGUGUGUAUUUAAACGUUCAAUCUGUGAGAGUGCAGUUUUGUACAAUGACAGGUGUGACUUCAUAUUGCCACGUGUGUAUUUAAACGUUCAAUCUGUGAGAGUGCAGUUUUGUACAAUGACAGGUGUGACUUCAUAUUGCCACGUGUGUAUUUAAACGUUCAAUCUGUGAGAGUGCAGUUUUGUACAAUGACAGGUGUGACUUCAUAUUGCCACUUGGGUAUUUAAACGUUCAAUCUGUGAGAGUGCAGUUUUGUACAAUGACAGGUGUGACAUCGUAUUGCCACGUGUGUAUUUAAACGUUAAAUAUGUAAUACCAAUAUGGUUGAAUCAGAGUAUAACUUUUGUGCAGUUGUCCUUUGUUUACUGACCUGAGAACUAAAUAUAUCCUGAUUUAAUCUAUGAACACUAUAAAUAAAUAUGUAUCAUCAUGUCUAGUACUUAUAGUGGGAAUAUUAGAAAUCUUUCAAAAUUUAAUCCCAUGACAAAACGUACUGAUGCUUUUGCUGUUGUUUCUUCUUUAUUUCAUGCAAUUUAUUGCUUUAUUCAUUUGAGAUACAGUAGAAUCCCGUUGGCUUGAACGCACACGGAUCGGCGUAAUUACCUCGAGCCUCGGUAAAUUCGAGCCAAGCGGGAACGCUUACCUUUUGUAUAAAUACAUCGGUCUUUUUACAUCUCAUUCAAGCCAACGAGGAAUUCGAGCCGAGCGACCUCGAGCAAACGGGUUUCGACUGUUUAUAAGUAGUUUGUAUAUACUUGUCAGAUAUUAAUAUGUUUACUUUUUUUCUUUUGUAUCGCCAUAUGUGUAUACAUUAGGCUGGUUGUGUUUGGCAAAAGGCGUGUAUUUGCUGCUAUUGCCACUAGCCUGAGACUGAAACUGUAAAAGCAUUGAGCGAUUGAGGUCUGACGUCACCAUGUUCUUUUGGAAAAGCAACAUACUUUUCCUGUAUGAAAAUCAUUGGCUUGAUUUAGAACCUAUUGUCAUAAACUCCAUGCUGAAACUAUUUGUUUUCUUGGUGUCGUAGAAAUACCGACAAUGUUUAUUUCUAUAAUCUGAUGGCAUCGGAAAAUUUAACCCAUAUUAAAUCCACUGCUAUUAACGUUCAUAAACUCAUGUUAGCUAUAGAUUACACUUAACUUUUUUAACCAAGAGACAUAACUCGUAUUUAGUUACAUAUAUGCAUUUUUUUAUAUUUGAUUUUGCACUGUAACAUGUGUUAUGGGCUGGAGGCCUUUUAUUGAAUACACUUUCGUUCGUUCGUUCGUUAUAAGAGUAACUGGUGGCUGUAAAUUUUAAUAAAUUAUAAAGGUCAAUAUGUACACAGCUGAAAAUAAAUGUUCGCUAACAUGCGAUAUCUGAAAGUAAUCCCUUUCAUUUUGUAUUAUUUUACAUGUUUUUGUACUCUGUAUUAUUUCUUAUAUUUAGGAUGUGUUUAGUCAUUCUCAUAAAUAUAUAUGUUGGAUGAAGGCUUUUGUUCCGUUUGUAUCACCAGUUGCUGUUUUAAAACAAAACAAAAACAUCUUAGUGAAGUAGUGAUUUAUUUAAAAAAAAAUUUAAUUCGACGAAAAUGUUUUUCCACCAGAAAUGUGUACAAACCCUUCUAGAAUAAAAAAAACGACUCAAUGGAAACGCGAUAAAUACCAAUUCCAACAUGUUGAUGAAUGUUAAAAUUACUUAAGUGUUACUUUUGAAUGAUUAUCUAAUAACUAUCUUGAACGUGUAUAAACUUUGUUUCGUGGCGUAAUGUUGAUAAACAUUGGCCUUUGUGAAUCUUUAUUUUGCAAACAUAAUUGGUCGUUGUUAUGUAGCAACAUUAAAUCGAUUACUUUUA